Rhizophagus irregularis DAOM 181602=DAOM 197198 is the source of this 4070-nucleotide messenger RNA. RefSeq lists its product as uncharacterized. Gene Ontology annotation, molecular function: protein binding. The record is from RefSeq and is a predicted model, not a curated record. NCBI's taxonomy places the organism in Eukaryota, Fungi, Glomeromycota, Glomeromycetes, Glomerales, Glomeraceae.
AAAAAAAUGUCAGUUUUCGAAGAGCAACUCGAAUAUGAUGAAUAUUCGAACUUCAUAGUACAUUCUAACUGGAAACAUUAUAUUGAUACGAAAGUAUCCGCAGAAAAUGGCAAUAAAAUUAGCCAAUAUAAUUUGGGUAGAUUUUAUCAACGCGGAAAUGGUAUUGGAAAAAAUGAAGUCGAAGCAUUUAAAUGGUAUAAAAAAUCAGCUAAACAAGAAUAUAGUAAUUCACAAAAUAAGUUGGGAUAUUUUUAUGAAGGUGGCAUAGGUGUAGAAAAAGAUUUAGAGAAAGCAUUUUAUUGGUAUCAAAAAGCAGCGGAGAAUGGAAAUAAAAUUGGACAAUAUAAUUUGGGUAGAUUUUAUCAGUACGGAAAUAUUGUUGAAAAAAGCGAAGUUGAGGCAUUUAAAUGGUAUAAAAAAUCGGCCGAAAAAGAAUAUACUGAUGCACUAAAUAAGUUAGGAUAUUUUUAUGAAAGUGGCAUGGGUACGAAGAAAGACUUAGAAAAGGCAAUUUAUUGGUAUCAAAAAGCAGCGAAAAAUGGAAAUAAAAUCUCUCAAUAUAAUUUAGGCGUUUGUUAUCAAUACGGAAGUGGAGUCAGAAAAAACGAAGUUGAAGCUUUUAAAUGGUAUAAAAAAUCAGCUAAACAAGAAUAUAGUAAUGCACAAAAUAAGCUAGGAUAUUUUUAUGGAAGUGGUAUUAGUACGAAAAAAGAUUUAGAGAAAUCAUUUUAUUGGUAUAAGAAAGCAGCAGAAAAUGGAAAUAAAAUUAGCCAAUAUAAUUUGGGUAGAUUUUAUCAAUACGGAAUUGGUAUUGAAGAAAACGAAGUUAAAGCAUUUAAAUGGUAUAAAAAUUCAGCCAAACAAGAAUACAGUAAUGCACAAAAUAAGUUAGGUUAUUUUUAUGAAAAUGGUAUUGGUACGAAUAAAGAUUUAGAGAAAGCUAUUUAUUGGUAUCUAAAAACAGCAAUAAAUGGACAUAUAAUCGGCCAAUAUAAUUUAGGUAGAUGUUACCAAUACGGAAAUGGUGUUAGAAGAAACGAAAUUAAAGCACUUAAAUGGUACAGAGAAUCAGCUGAACAAGAAUAUAGUAAUGCACAACAUUGGUUAGGAUAUUUUUACGAAAAUGGUAUUGGCACAGAAAUAGAUUUAGAGAAAGCAAUUUACUGGUACAAGAAAGCAACAGAAAAUGAAAACAAAUUUUCACAAUAUAAUUUAGGUGUACUUUAUGAAAAUGGAAACGGAGUUAAAAAAAAUGAAGUGAAUGCAUUCGAAUUGUAUAAAAAAUCAGCUGAACAAGAAUAUAGUAAUGCACAACAUAAGUUAGGAUAUUUUUAUGAAAGUGGCAUGGGUACAGAAAAAGAUUUAGAGAAGGCAAUCUAUUGGUACCAGAAAGCAGCAGAAAAUGGAAAUAAAUUUUCACAAUAUAAUUUAGGUUUAUGUUAUGAGAAUGGAAAUGGUGUUAAAAAAGAUGAGGCUGAAGCAUUUGAAUUGUAUAUAAAAUCAGCUGAACAAGAAUAUAGUGAUGCACUAAAUAAGUUAUCACAAAGUUUCAUAUCAAAAAUUAAUAUUCCUACUAUAAGGGCGAUGGUAAAAUCCAUAAAUAAUAAGCAACAAAUAAUUCAACAAUUGAAGCUGAAUCAUGGGUUAUUGUUGGGUGAAUAUAGCAUACAACCAAGUAGACAAGCUGUUUUCAUGGAAGAUGGUGAAUUGAAUAUAAGUUUAUGCAAUAGACAACCAAUAGUAUAUGAUUUGUCUAUAGAUAAAGAUAAUUCUAAUAAUAUGUUACAACCAUCUGAUAUGUGUAUUAAUUUUCCGAUUGCUGAAAUUACUUAUAAAGGUGAUGUAUCGAAAUCUUUUUCAAGGUGUGUAAAUAAUAAUGCAAUUUUGAAUAAACUGUAUGGGCACUUCUUUGCAAGUAAAGUCUUAGUUGGUAGUAAAUUAUUUAUCAAGAAUUUAAAGUCAGCCACCCAAACACAAAUUGAUAUUCUAAAAUUUUGUCUAUUAUGCACGUAUAGUUCAGCUAAAUAUUCUACAGAAAUUUCGUUCAAUAAUUUAUUCACUUUAAAUCUUUUACCAAAAAUAGUUACAUUAGAUGGAGACGAAUUAAAUACUCAUGAAAAAUUGGCCAAAUGGAUGAAUAGUUUGUAUCAAGAGGGAGAAAAAAGCAUUUUUAUUCUUUCCUAUGAAAAUCUCAUUCCCGUUUCUAAAUUAAAAAACUUUAUUAGUUUACCAAGAGAUGGCCUUUUUAAUGAAAAUAAUGAAAAGCAGCCCGGAGUCAUUAAUUUUAAAGAGAAGUUAAGUAUAGUAGAAUGGGUUGGAGAUGCAGUAGACAAUAAUCUAGCAAGUUGGACCAGAAAGUUUCAUCUUUUUCAGGGGUUAAUAUUUAAAAAUUAUGAAAUGGAAAUUAGCAAGAAACCCUCCAUUGAUUUCAUUAAAAUUCCUAAGGUCAAUCCGAGUAGUAAAUCUUAUUUGAAAAUUAUUAAACCUUCCACAGAAAUAGAAGUACGUUUAAUUUCCAAUGAUAUUUUAUCAUUAAAAAAUUUAAGUUCCUUUUUGUUUACUAAAAGUAAUGAUGUUAUGAGUUAUGAGGAUUACUGCCAUAUUCUAAUCAAGUGUGAGCAAUAUGAAAUUCUCUUAGAUAAGAAUAAUGUUAGACCUACAAAAGAAUUUGAGCAUGUCAUAGAAGAAGCGCUUAGUAGUAUGAUGCCAUUAAAAGUUUUACAAAAUAUUUUUAAUGAAAAUGGUCAUUUAUUUCCACAAAGAAUUAUUUUAGGAAGAUCUCUAAAGAAUAUUUUACCAACUUCAUCCUCAUCUGCAUUUGAAACCGUUGUUUCGGGACCGGAAUCAUUUAAAUUGCAUUUGGACAACUUAAAUAUUUCACAUUUCUUAACACCAAAAGGAAAAAUAAUCAAAAAAAAUAAAUUGUUUAAUUGGAUCCAGAAUCCAAAUAAUUUGGAAGUUAUUGAAUUUGAUGAUAUUAUUCCUCUUUACAAAAUUCUUAAGGAGACACAACAAAAAAAAAUAGACGAUAUAUUACAAAGCAAAUAUAGAAUAUUGAUGACAGGAGUUACUGAUUUGAAAGAUUUAGAUAAUAACGACGUUGAUUAUUACAAGCGCAUAAAUAUCGAACCAUCAUUAGAAGAUGAAAAUUAUGAAGUAUUUGGAUCAAUUAUUUCUAAAGAUAAUUCAAGAUUAGAAGAAAUUUAUGUUAAUUUUGGAUCAUAUGAUAUUAACGGAUUUUUUGCAUCGAUAAAAAAAUUAGAAGAAACAAGUGUCAAUAUAAAAGAAUGCUGCAUUCUAUGGAUGAUUGUUGAAAAACCUUCAGAAUUAUUAAUUUUUAGUCCGAGUAAUCGAGAAUUUCAAGUCGAGCGUGUUAAAGAAUCUAUUAUAUUACGACUCGACAAAUCAAAUUAUUGUAUUAAAACCUCUUUUCCACUAUCUCAAGGAUAUACUAUUUUUGUUCAUGCAUAUUACCCAUCAAAUAAUUAUGAGCCUGAUAAUACCAUCAAGUUAGUUAAAUGGUCAUAUAAUUAUGUUACCUUUCAAAUAAUAAAAUCGACUUAUGGUAAAUCAAAUAAUAAUUUUUCAAAAAGUAUCAGAGAAUCUAUUAAAUUAGACUUACAUAUUUGUGUCCUAUGUUCAGACUAUAGAAGUUUAAAGAUUGAUAAUAAAGAAGAUUAUGAGUAUUCCUUAGAUUUAUCUAGAUAUAUUUUGACUAAAGAUAAUUUUGAUGACGGAAAUCAAUGAAUAUAUUAACAAGUUUCUUAGUAUUAAAUUUAUUUUUUCUUACUGUAUCAUAUGGAAAGGUAUUAGUGAUUUUAUUUUUUUACUGAAAUAUUCUUAAGAAUAAAAAUUCGUGAGAUGGUGAAGAAGUGUCAAGAAUACGAAAUAAAGCAUACUAUUCUACUAAACUUAUACCAAAAGUUUAUAGUAUAAUAUGAAUAAUAUCACAAAUUAAAUUGAAAGUAGCUAGAAGAUUAAAUUCGAUAGGUUAUCUUUUUUUUUGUUGUAUGUGAUAUGUUAAAUAAAAAGUUUAAUAAAGUAUAAAAUAUUACUUUUUUUUAUUAAGA